Molecule: messenger RNA, 804 nt
Organism: Rhineura floridana
Lineage: Eukaryota; Metazoa; Chordata; Lepidosauria; Squamata; Rhineuridae
Product: microtubule-actin cross-linking factor 1, isoforms 6/7-like
Exons: 5
Coding region: 1-804 (267 amino acids)
Source: RefSeq, a predicted model, not a curated record
AUGGUCCUGGGCCUGUUUGGGCAGUCCUGGGGAGGGACCCUCCCUCCAGCUCCUGGGGCUGAGGUGACGCUGUGCCCGGCAGGGAAAGAAGCUCAGCUUGUCCAAGAGAAGAUGGACUCCCUGCGGAUGAGGUUCCUGAUUGUGAGCCAGAGCGGCAGUAGCAUCCUGCACCGCCUGGAGCAGACUGUGGAGGCCUCCUGCCAGUUGGGCCCCGCCCAGGAGGAUCUGGCCCUGUGGCUGGACCGCCUGGAGAGAGAGCUGUCCCUGCAGGGCAGCUGCCUGGGAGACAGGCCCAGCCCACUCAGGACAGCAGACAGAGAGAAGUUUGAACAGGUGCUGCGAUCCGAGCUGGCCAAGGUGGCCCAACUCAAUGCCCACCUGGAGGAGCUGGGCCAAGUGCACUUGGACGCUCCGGCCAUCUGCUCGCAGCUCGCAGCUCUGAAGCUUCUUUCGGCAGAGAUCUUGCACCACCAUGGCCUCGUGGAACGGCUCAUGGCAAUCGCUGACCCACUGCUCAGCUUGUGCCCCCCAGAAUUGCAGGAGGAGCUCCAGCCGUUGGCUCAGCCCCUGCGGGAGCAGACAGAGCGUCUUCUGCACCAGAGUUCGGCCUGUGGCGUGCGGCUGGAGCGUGCCCAACUGCUGCUGGCCCAGUACGAGGAUGCCUAUCAGGAGCUCUGCCCAUGGCUGGAGGAGACGAGCCGGGCAGCGGGGCAGCUCUCCCUCAACAGCAUCAGCUGCGAGGCCUUCAAGGAGCAUCAGGAGCUGGUGGUCUCCGGGAGGCCAUUGCUGAACACAAGCCCCUGA